Pocillopora verrucosa is the source of this 3446-nucleotide messenger RNA. RefSeq lists its product as uncharacterized. The record is from RefSeq and is a predicted model, not a curated record. NCBI's taxonomy places the organism in Eukaryota, Metazoa, Cnidaria, Anthozoa, Scleractinia, Pocilloporidae. Gene Ontology annotation, biological process: protein phosphorylation. Gene Ontology annotation, molecular function: protein kinase activity; ATP binding.
AUGUCAAUGUGCCUCGACGACCAACAAGGAGAAAACACAGAAGGAAAUCCCUCGGAUUCCUCAACUGUGACCCAAAUUUGGAAAUAUCUUCUCCUGAUUAAAAGGCCUAUUGAGCAACUUCUUGAGUAUUUAAAGGGCGUGCUAAGAGUAGAAGUCAAAGACUACAGGGAGGGAAGUUUGGUGAUAUCAGUGACCUGCAGCUCACUUCAGGCUCUUGAAAGACUUUGGGAUGACUACUGCAGUGGUCAUCUCAGUCAAGUAGUGCAACAAUUACUCGUCACGCCUGAAGUUUUGAAGGAGCUUGGAUUAAGUCGUUUGCAACUGAGAACCACGAUUACCAAAGAGGAGUACGUAAGAUAUAAAGAAAUUUUUCUGCGUGCAGAUCAGGCAUCUCUUCAAGUCGUGACGCCGUCUAGAGAGAAACUAAAUAUUGCCGCCACUGAAGAUAUUGGUGAUUCACUGUAUUCAGGGAAAGUUCUUGGUGUCUCAACCACUGAAUCUAGUUCUUUUUACGACAUAAAGUCCUCUGUGAUGGAGAAGUCCUUUUCAGCGUUGACAGAGGCCAGGAAAGAAGUCAAGAGAAGGCAAACGCUCUUCCUAGAACUUAACGUGAGCACAGAGGCCCUUCUAAAUAUGAUGAGUGACAAGGAUUACGCUCUUCUGGAGCUGGGAGUGAAAAAUCUCAGGAACCAAUUAGCCUACCACAUACAGAGAUUAGAGAGAGAGGAAUACCUCGUGCUUUUGUCAGGUGAAAGAGAUCCGAAAAAGAGCGCGUUGCUGAGUCUAAUUCUUGGGGAACAACCUCUCCCUGACUCCUUUUUUGGCACCUCUUCCGUUGUCUGCGAAUUAAGAUAUGGAAAAACCCACAAGCUGGUAGCGCACUAUAAAGACGCAGAUCCUCAAACAGGCCUUCUUUCAAAGACUAUCCAACCUGGCGAGAUGGCUGGAAACUCUCAACAUAUCUUUCUUCAAAAAAUCUCCUGGUUUUUUCAAAAUGAAGUUCUGCAAGGUUCAGUUUUUGAUAAAAUUGAGAUCUUUUGGCCAAACAACCUGCUUAAGGAAGGAAUCGUUGUAGUUGACAGUCCAGAAUUUGGAAAAUCACCGAUCGUAGACGUGAAAGUAAAGGCGUACCUUUCUGAGGCCUUCGCAGUUAUCUGCGUAAUUGACAGUUUAACUCAGCAACAAAGGAUGAAAGAAACAAUCAAACAAUGCAGAAGAUUAUGUCUUGACCAUCUGGAAACCGCGUCAAUUUGUCCUCUUUUUCUAUGUGCCAAUUGGCAUCAGUUAUCUCAAAAGGAGGCUGAUUCCAUGAAAAAUCACGUCGUCAGACAAUUCAGAGAAUACUGGCCUGAAGUAGACCCUGAUUCUCAAAUCAUCCACAUAUCAUCGCCUUACACCACAAACUAUGGAACAGCUGUUGCGGAGUUUGUGUCGCUGAUGGAUGCUAUAAAAUCCAACGCCUUGCAAAACAAUAAAGCAACACUGCAAAUGCAGUGGAGGUGGCUUGACUCGGCCAUUUCACGUAUGGCUUACCACCUGAAAAUGGUCAUGGAUCUCCUUUGUCCGUCCACCGAUCGUAAAAUCGUCUCUGAUUUACAUGCUGAACGCCUUCGUGACAUUGAGAUGUGGCUGUGCUCAGUUGAAUACGAGUUGCAAGAGCAUUUCAGAAAACUGGCAGAAGACGCCGUAAGGGUACUGUCCAACCACCUCCAGUCUUGCGAAGUUAUGGAAAAAUUUACCUCUUGGACGCUUGACGAUAUUCCACACGCUGGAGAAAGUUGGGAGGUGACCGAACAUCUUAUCAAAGAUGCAUUUCAGAAGCGACUGCAGAACACGAUUGCCGCUUGGGAAGAAAAAAACCGAAUUUUAUCCUACACCCGCAGCUCUCUGGUCCAAUUGUCCCACCAGCGAUUUGAUAAAGGGGAGAGUCUACUUCCAUUUCGAUACCUAGAGAAACCCGUCAUCACGGAUGCUGGUGCUAGUGGAUCACAAACUUGCCAGUCUUCAAAUGACUUCAGCGCAGCCCAAAAAGUUAUGAUCGGGCUGACAAGUCCAAUUUCGGUUCCAGUCGGCCUAGCAGUUUUAGUUGGCAGCUUCCCACUCAUGGGUGUCAUGAAACUUAAAGAGAAAGCAACAAAUUUUAAACGUUCGAGGGAAUACGAAAGAGACAAACAGAGCUUUAUCGUGCAAGCCUCCCGUGAAUACCUUCGCAAUGUGGCUCAAGAGCAACAGCUUUGGUUGUUCGUGGAGAAGGAGCUCAAAGAUGUUCAGGUUUACCUUACGAAAGUUUCAUCUUGUUUGCGUGAGCUCACAGCCGCCGAAAAAAUACUAUGUCAGCAGCUCAGAGAUGAGACUCGCUCUGGGAAGGAAAUUAAAGAAUCCUAUGGCCCCUUAGAAGAGAUGAGUACUAGAAUAAAGGAAAAGAUGGCACUCUUUUCUAUCAAAGAAUUACAGAGAACGGAAAUAAGUCGUAAUGACUUAAAGUGGGAUCGUGACGAUCCAACUUCACUUCUUGGGAAUGGAGCAUUCGCCUCAGUUUAUCGAGGAACAUUCAGGUUACCAGGACAGAGCGAACCAACACAGGUAGCUGUGAAAUUGUGGAUUAGAGAACUAAACGAAUCCACCGCAAUUGGCUUCUUUUGUAAGGCAGAAACAUUAAGGAAGCUUGACUUUCCCUUCAUUGUCAAGUUCUUUGGGAGAGCAUUGCUGAAGGAAGUCGAUCGAUUGCGGGUGAUCGACGUUUUGGAAUUUUGCGAGGAAAACUUGAUGAAUCACAUUUUUCAGAAUCCUAAAAAUAUUCCUGGAUUUUCCGGAAUAACCUCUGCCAAGAAAAAUGUACUGUGCUGGGCAAAGGACAUAGCUGCUGCCAUAGAGUUCGUACACAACCAGGGUAUUGUUCACCGCGGACUCAAGCUGGAGAAAAUUUUGCUUUCGCACAGAAAUGUCGUUAAGGUCUCUGGUUUUCGCCUUUCUGAAGAGGCUAAGAUCAUUGCAGACAAGAUAACGGGAACUGAUGCCUACCUUGCCCCGGAAGUGAUCCGUUACAAAGAAUACGAUAACAAGGCUGACAUAUACAGUUUUGGUAUAAUGCUUUGGGAGAUGUGGUAUGGUAAGAGAGCUCUCCUUGAAGAAGAGGGACAUGUGUCGGACCAAGAGGCUAAGGGUGCAAGACCUUCAUAUGUACAAGACGCGAUCAAGCCUCCAACUGGCUGGCAGGAUCUAAUGCAGCGUUGUUGGGAUGGAAAACCCCACAUUCGACCUGAUGCGGCAGAGUGUCACAAGCUAUUGACUGUGCUCUCCCAGGAAGUUUACGAACCUCCUUUGUGAACACUGAUCAUGAAGUAAUCAUCUUAACGUAUUUCAUAUUUAAAGCUGGAAUCACAGACCAACAACAGCAAUUGGCGGUCUGAUUACAAACUCGUUCUGAUUGCUAUAGUAGAUAGAAA